Paramecium tetraurelia is the source of this 1353-nucleotide messenger RNA. RefSeq lists its product as uncharacterized. The transcript is spliced from 5 exons. Gene Ontology annotation, biological process: regulation of cytokinesis; protein phosphorylation; mitotic cell cycle. The record is from RefSeq and is a predicted model, not a curated record. Gene Ontology annotation, molecular function: ATP binding; protein kinase activity. Lineage: Eukaryota; Ciliophora; Oligohymenophorea; Peniculida; Parameciidae. Gene Ontology annotation, cellular component: cytoplasm; nucleus; spindle pole.
AUGUUCACAGGUGAAGACAUCCAAUUUCUGUAGUAAUUACAUCAGUUGAAGGAAAUAUGCAAGAUAGGAGAGGGCAGUUUUGGUAAAGUCUACAAAGCAAUAGAUUUAACAGACAAAUCUAUUUGUGCAGUCAAGGUUAUUUCGAAAAUAGUUUACAAUAGUACUACACCUGAAUAGGAUAUCUAUUUACAAUUGAAUCAUCCCAAUAUUGUGAGAUGCAAGAGAAUUUCAGAAAACAAAAAGUACUAUUAUAUAAUUAUGGAAUACAUGGAAGGUGGCACUUUAGCGUAGAAAAUGAAGGAGAAGCAUUUAAACGAAUAGGAGGCAGCAGUUAUCAUGAAGUCAAUUUUGGAAGGAGUGAACUACUUGCAUGAUAGAUCAAUUAUUCAUAGAGACAUUAAACCAGAGAACAUUAUGUUGGCAGGAACAAGUGUUAAAAUUGCUGAUUUUGGGUUGAGUUUUCGAUUCUCAUCUAGCGAAGGCACUUUUCAUAAAUUAUUGAAUAAAAAAUGCGGAACUAUCAUUUAUAUGGCACCAGAACAAUUACUUAUUCUAAAAUUUAAUUAGUAUAGCAAAUAAGUGGAUGCCUGGAGUUGUGGAAUUCUCCUUUAUAUGCUAUUAAAUGCAGGAAAACAUCCCUUUUAUAAUAAAGACGAUACUAAGUAUGAGUUCAUCAACAAAAUCCUCAACCCUUCCAUCGAUAUCCCCUAGAGUAUGACACCUUUGGCUCAAGAUCUAUUUUUUAAAUUAAUUAAUGUCAAUCCUAUAGACAGAUACAAUGUAAGUUAAGCCUUGAUGCAUCCGUGGAUCACAAGGAAGUUUCAUGAAAAAAUUCCAUUGACUUAUUAAUAACAAUUAGACCAGUUCCUAAAAGAAUAGCAAAUAAGAUAAUAAUUUAAGCUAUUAUUCUUCUUACAGUAUUUGAAUCACAAUUCGCCAAGAACUUAGAUCUUCUAAGAUAGUGUAAAUGAAUUGGAAUAGGAAAAUUAGAAGAUGGAGUAGAAUCAAACGAGUGCAAGUCCGUCUCAAAAUAAAUUUAAAAUAUUACAAUUAAACAACAGAAUUAAGAAUCAAUGCAAUACUACUGCUAGAGUGGAGAGUUAGGGAAAGUUUUUAGAUUUCUCAUUAAUCCAAAAAUCCAAUCUUAAGAAAUCAAUGGAGAAUAUCACAGUGUAAGAUAAGGAGAAAUGCGAAAAAAGUUAGAAUUGUUCGGCAAGAUCUUUGAAAUAGAAAUCAAACCAAAUGAUUAACAAAUUCUUUAUACCCACCUCAUUCUAAUAGUCCUUUUGUGCUUCCAAUAAAACGAACCUUAAAUCACAUAGAAAAUUACUACCUCCAUUAAAAUCAAAAUGA